Molecule: messenger RNA, 1029 nt
Organism: Protopolystoma xenopodis
Lineage: Eukaryota; Metazoa; Platyhelminthes; Monogenea; Polystomatidea; Polystomatidae
Source: the annotation of a GenBank genome assembly
CACUCCGACGCACAACCCUGUCCGAUUGAUGCGAGGCUGCAAGGCGCAAAUGACUCCUCCGCCUGGCCAGCCUCAUCAUCCUCAGGUUCGUGUCCGCCCGGUCUCUCCAUUCGUUUGCCUACCGUCGCCACAACCCUGUCUGGUGACAGCACCAGUCUACCGAAUGUGAUGGCCGGUUUCGCUUCGAUUGCCUCUUUUGCCCAGUCACCAGACGCCAGUUUCACAUCAAGCCACAAUCCGGCCACCGCUAUCACCGGCCUCGAAGGGGUGACUUGCCGAAACUGUCAGUGCCGGUCAGAUGUAGAGCCCAGUCCCGAGUCUGUCACCGCGGCGAUGACUGCCCCUCCCUCCGUCGCCCACGAGACCGGCUCCAGUCUCCGUCGUCUCACGCGUCUGACGACAGGCGGUGGUGACUGUGACGACGUCCAGACUCGAGCUCGAAACGAACCAAGUCCGACAGAUCAACAAGUCACCUCCACUCCCUUCCGCGGUCGAUGUGAACAACCGUUUUGUCUCAGUGAAACGGCGGCAAUGGCUGCAGUCGCUGCAGCUGCCAUGCUCACUCAAGCAAAUGUGCCUCUACGAGGCCUCAGGCCGAGGUCUCGCCAACCCCAAGUGUCCGAGGGCAGAGAUCGCUUCUGCCCUAGUCGACUAUAUGACGGUGACGGCGACGGCGAGCUUGUCUCCGAGACCGAGGGAGACUCAAAUCCUCUUGAUCGGGCGCCCGUCUGGCGUCGUUGGCAGUCGUCACGAGGUCAGGCUUUUGGAGAGUCGCCGAACGGGAUUAAUCAGUGCCGGAGGAGAAGUCGAUUUCGUGGAUCGAGGCCGUUGAGAGACAAAACCGAUUUGUCCCUUGAGGCCGGACACAGCAGAACCGAGGCUACAAUGAGGCCGGACCCGAGGGACGAGGACGAAGCAGAUGAAAAUCAGCCAGAACUGGUGGAGAACGAGGACAAAGCACUUGCAAAAGGAAUAAGUCCUCCAGGCAAGUACAUGAUGGCGUUCACUAUAAGUAGGCUUUUAGAGUAG